AUGCUGAAGGAAAUGGAAACUCUGGUCCGUGGCCCAUCUGCCGAGCGUAUUAAAGGUAUACUGCAGAAGUAUAAUUCUGGCUCAUCUGAUGCGUUGGAUGGAAAUCCAAGGCCUCAUCAUACAUCCAAUGUCCAGGGCCAGGGUUGGCCUGAGCGAUCCAGCUCAUCAUCUUCCAUCGGCUCCCUGGAGGCGGUAGACCGGGUCGAAGAUGAUCUCAAUCUAACAGAGAGCUCCCGAGCCACAGGCUACAUGGGCAAGAGCUCAGAGGUCACAUGGAUGCGGAGAGUAGAAGAAGAGGCAGAACAGCGCAGUCGAGGCCAGCCACCAAACUUCACUUCUAGCGACAAGGACAGCAGCACCCGAAUCGCUCCACACGUGAUCAAUUAUCAUCUUGACGACCUGGGCAUCGAUGCACCUGGGCCAGUUCAAAUGUAUUGGGUGCCUCCUCGACUACUAGCAGAUCAUCUGCUCGAGACUUAUCUACGCAUGGUCCACCCUCAUUUCCCCAUCAUCAACCGCACUAUGUUCUCUUCACAAUACAGAGCCUUCUUCAGUGACAUGUCCUAUGCAGACAGUAAAUGGCUGGCAAUAUUAAAUCUCGUAUUUGCAAUUGCGACAAAUUACUCAUAUAACAGUGAUGCGACACAGCGAAGGGAUACUCAAGACCAUCUGUUCUACCUAACGCGGGCUAGAAUGCUUAGUAUGAGUGGGGAUAAUAUAUUCCAACAUCCGGACAUUCAACAAGUGCAGAUAGAAGGGUUGAUUGCGUUUCACAUGCUAUCUACGAACCAAAUCAAUAGGGCGUGGCGAAUCUCGGCUUUAGCAAUUAGGUCCGCAGUCUCUCUGGGAAUCAACACGAAGACCAGUACUUGCAAAAUCUCAGCUGUCUCUAAGGAGGUUCGUUGUCGAAUUUGGUGGUGUCUGUUUGCAAUUGAGCACAAGUUAGGUUCGAUGACAGGCCGAGGAACCUCUAUCUCAAUUCAUAUGUCUACCACUCACCUGCCUCUUCCAUUCGACGAGGAUCAAUUUUCAGACCCAUCCGCCGCAGAGCUUCUCAAUGAUUAUGGACUAAGGGAAAAAUGCUUAAAUAUGGCCAUGACUAGCCCACACCUCCGGCAUACCGAUAGUCCGCAGACUGAUGAUACACUAACUGAGGCUGGGCAUGCAUGGCUUCGAGGGCUACCAGUCAAUUCCAGCAUCUACUUCCUAUACUAUUCCGAUCUGAUCGUCGUGAACCAAGAAAUUCUAGACCGGAUUUACAGCGCAGAAAGUGCAUCCGUAUCAUGGGAAGACGUCAAAGGCAGGAUCAAUCAACUGAAGACAAGCAUUGACACUUGGAAAUCGACCCUCCCGCCUGGGCUGAACUUUAGCACCAUGAAAGACGAAAACGACCAAACAUACUGGGCAAAGACGAACUUGGCAUUUCACUAUUACAGCAUACGAAUCAUUCUAGGACGACCCUGUCUCUGCCGGCACAGGACGCAUCAGCAGAAAGCCGACCGAGAAGGAUUCAGCCACGACAUGGCUGUCAUGACUUUAGAGUCUGCCAUGCACAUGCUUGAUCUAUUACCAAGUGAACCAAAUACCGCCCAUGUAUAUCAAUUCUGCCCGUGGUGGUGUUUUCUUCACUACAUCAUGCAGACAGCGACAGUAAUCAUCCUAGAAUUGUCAUUUGACUGUUUCCACAUGCCAGAUCGAAGAGGCAGUCUUCUCCAGUCAGCGAAGAAAUCUGUCAUGUGGCUCCACACAAUGUCCGAGCAUUGUAUCGCCUCCCAUCGUGCAUGGCAGCUGUGCGAAAAUGCACUUCGCCGUCUAAUGUAUACCAUGGGAUACGAUGCCAGUGAUACACAACAAUUUCCAAACCCAGGGCGGGACAGCCUCUUUGCUGAUCCUCCAGGCCUGAUGCUACCUACAUAUACAGAUGGAAGUAUGACUGGUGCGCAGUUCUUGCCGCAUAAUGGUAUUCCCCAAUCUUCGGUACCGGCAUAUGGAACUCAUGACGCGAGUCCGUAUACCAAUACUACAGCAUCUGAGGCCCUGUUCGUACAGACUGAACCAGUGCUUCCUGCAGGCGAUACAUACAUUCCUCAUGACCCGAUUAGCGAUGAGUUCAUUCGAUACUUCUUCCCUGGUUUGGAUGGGGAAGAAACACACCGUGGGGACGAUAACAAAUUCUGA
Penicillium paradoxum is the source of this 2178-nucleotide messenger RNA. RefSeq names its product fungal specific transcription factor domain-containing protein. Lineage: Eukaryota; Fungi; Ascomycota; Eurotiomycetes; Eurotiales; Aspergillaceae. The record is from RefSeq and is a predicted model, not a curated record. The transcript has 3 exons. Gene Ontology annotation, biological process: DNA-templated transcription. Bases 1 to 2178 code for a protein of 725 amino acids. Gene Ontology annotation, molecular function: zinc ion binding; DNA binding.